CGUUGCUUUACGACGCCUGGAGGACUGCGCCGGGUCGGCGUUCACGGCCUGGGACUUGCUAUAGCACGUGGGCCUCUGUAGUUCUUCUCGCUUGUCAGUCUUACCUGCGGGCGUGGAGCAGCCACCUGGACGAAUAGAGUGGCAGCGGAGGCCCAGCCUCGUGAGCUGAUGGAUUUUGCUGCUGAAAAUGAAGCCACGUCGGGAGGCGGUCUCCAGCGCGGAGCCGAGGGGGCGCGGCCGCCGCUCGAACCCGGCAUGGGGGAGGCGGGGAAGGGGCUGACAGGAAUGGAGAAGAUCGGGGAUGGAGAAGAAGGGGGUGCGCAGAGGGCAGAGGAAAUGCGGGUGUUUCCAACGGCCGUGAAGCUAGAAGAUACGACCUGGUCGGAAAUGGAAGAAGGUGUGCUGGGCGGCCGGUGGAUAAAGCAGGAGGCGGAGGACGGGCCUGAGGUGAAGGAGGAGAAACCGGACACCUGGGAGGUGAAGCAGGAGGCGGACGGCGGUGUGGUGGUGAAAGAGGAGAAGGUGGAUGGGCCAGAGAUCAAGGAGGAGAAAGUGAAGGUGAAGGAAGAGGUGAUGGACUGGCCAGAAGUGAAGGAAGAGAGGAAAGAUGACUUGGAGAUAAAACAGGAAGAGAUGGUGUUCGCUCAGAACAUAAAGGAAGAGACGAUGGAUGAGGUGUGUGUGAAAGAAGAAAAGUAUUUCCCGAAGGAAGAAGCGCCGGAUGACACGAAGGUGAAAGAAGAGGCGCAGAUACGGUGCCCCGCGGGCUCGAAGCGGAAACUGGCCAUGUCCAGAUGUGAAACUUGUGGUACAGAAGAAGCCAAGUACAGAUGUCCACGUUGUAUGCGGCAUUCUUGCAGUUUGCCCUGUGUAAAGAAACACAAAGCAGAACUGACAUGUAAUGGAGUUCGAGAUAAAACUGCCUAUGUUUCAUUACAACAGUUUACUGAAAUGGAUCUCCUAAGUGAUUAUCGAUUUUUGGAAGAUGUGGCAAGAACAGCAGACCAUAUUUCCAGAGAUGCUUUAUUGAAAAGAUCAUUAAGCAAUAAACAUAUGUGCUUUAUAAAAAAUCGUGCUCGAAGGCAAGGUAUUAACUUAAAACUUCUACCCAAUGGGUUCACCAAGAGGAAAGAAAAUUCAACAUUUUUCGAUAAGAAAAAACAACAGUUUUGUUGGCAUGUGAAGCUCCAGUUUCCUCAGAGUCAAGCUGUGUACAUAGAAAAAAGAGUACCCGAUGAUAAAACUAUUAAUGAAAUCUUAGCAACUUACAUUGACCCAGAAAAGUCUGAUCCUGUAAUUCGUCAAAGAUUGAAAGCCUACAUUCGCUCUCAGACUGGGGUCCAAAUUUUAAUGAAGGUCGAAAAUAUGCAGCAAAAUUUAGUAAGAUAUUAUGAACUGGAUCCUCACAAGAGUCUCCUUGACAAUUUGAGGAACAAAGUGAUCAUUGAGUACCCAACAUUACAUGUGGUAUUGAAAGAAUCCAGUAAAGACAUGAACAUUCUUCACGAAGGAAUGCACAUUGAAGUAAGGCUUCCUGUAACGAAGCAAAAAGAAAAGCUACUUUUGUAGUGCACUUGGAACCUUCUUAAGAAACAUUUGCUCCUUUUGGUGAAAAGUGAAUCUACCAAGAACAUUGGCAAUGAAAAUUGAGCACUUCUGGAGGAAGGAAAUAUCGAGGUUGCAGAGGACAAUGCAUUGAUUAACUACUGUUGGGUGAUUGGGUGUAUUGUCAGUGGGUUUGUGCGAUUUUUUGUUUUUCUGAAAAGUAAACAAUCUAAAAAAAUUAAAAAAAAAAAAAA
This is a messenger RNA of Myotis daubentonii (Daubenton's bat), 1799 nucleotides long. It is a transcript of the gene ZNHIT6, whose product is annotated as zinc finger HIT-type containing 6. The record is from RefSeq and is a predicted model, not a curated record. Lineage: Eukaryota; Metazoa; Chordata; Mammalia; Chiroptera; Vespertilionidae. Gene Ontology annotation, cellular component: nucleus; pre-snoRNP complex. Gene Ontology annotation, biological process: snoRNA localization; maturation of LSU-rRNA from tricistronic rRNA transcript (SSU-rRNA, 5.8S rRNA, LSU-rRNA); box C/D snoRNP assembly.